This is a messenger RNA of Ananas comosus (pineapple), 1315 nucleotides long. Its product is annotated as probable hydroxyacylglutathione hydrolase 2, chloroplastic. NCBI's taxonomy places the organism in Eukaryota, Viridiplantae, Streptophyta, Magnoliopsida, Poales, Bromeliaceae. The transcript is spliced from 8 exons. The record is from RefSeq and is a predicted model, not a curated record. Gene Ontology annotation, molecular function: hydroxyacylglutathione hydrolase activity. The coding region runs from base 105 to 1094 and encodes 329 amino acids.
GUGUUGUGAAUCGCGAUGAGUUCGAGGCCCCUUUGGUUCUCCUGCCAACAACAACAACCCAAGUGGAGAGCUCCACCUCGGUCUCUCUCUCUCGCGCGGCCCCAAUGCUCUCCAAAACCUGCUCGUUAAUGGCGUCCUUGCCCUGCUCCUCACCUAGGGUGAGAGGGAAACCAUCUAUGUGGCCGAGUGUGAGAAAGGACUGGUUUGGGAAGAAUUUGUUAUAUGGUUUUGGGAGCCUAUUACUGAGACCUUUGAGAACUCUGCAUGGAGUUGGUAAUUUAUUCGGUGCAGCCCGGUCUAUGUGUAACAUUACAAAUGUGGCAUCCUCAUUGCAAAUUGAACUGGUGCCAUGCCUCCAAGAUAAUUACGCUUAUCUUCUCCAUGAUGUUGAUACAGGGACGGUUGGAGUUGUGGACCCUUCUGAAGCUGUACCAGUUAUAAAUGCACUCCAACGGAAGAAUCAGAAUUUGACAUACAUACUAAACACUCACCACCAUUAUGAUCAUACUGGUGGCAACUUGGAACUAAAAGCUAGAUAUGGAGCAAAGGUUAUUGGUUCGGGGAAGGAUAAAGAUAGAAUUCCUGGAAUUGACAUAGCUCUUCAUGAUGGCGAAACGUGGAUGUUUGCACGUCAUCAGGUGCUUGUAAUGGAAACUCCUGGGCAUACACGAGGUCACGUGAGCUAUUAUUUUCCUGGAUGUGGAGCAGUAUUUACAGGGGAUACCUUGUUUAGCUUGUCAUGUGGCAAACUAUUCGAAGGAAACCCAGAACAGAUGCUCUCCUCUCUUCGAAAGAUCAUGUCUUUGCCAGACGAUACUAACAUAUAUUGUGGGCAUGAGUAUACACUGAGUAAUUCGAAGUUUGCGCUGUCCAUAGAACCCGAAAAUGAAGAACUCCAAGAAUAUGCAGCACAGGUAGCUCAUCUCCGCAGCAAGAAACAGCCAACGAUUCCAACAACACUGAAGAGGGAAAAACAGUGUAAUCCAUUCUUGCGCACAUCCAGUCCAGAAAUCCGGCAGAAUUUGAGAAUUCCAGCAACCGCCAGUGACGCGCAAGCCUUGGGCGUGAUCAGACAAGCAAAGGAUAACUUUUGAUACACUUUUUACAGGGGUCUAUCAAUACACAAGUUUGUAAUACCUCUUUUACAUUAGAUAAAUGCUAUCAUGUAUGUAGUUAUGGUCAUCAUAAUCUAUAAGUGCGGAUAGAUUUACACAGAUGAGAACUUCAGAGAUUAUUCUUCUUGAUUUGGGAGCGUUAUUCUUUAUUCGCGGAGUGAAUAAUAAAUAGAUCGAUUUGUUUGCUUGUUCUGUUUCCA